Messenger RNA from Maudiozyma barnettii, 909 nucleotides. RefSeq lists its product as uncharacterized. The record is from RefSeq and is a predicted model, not a curated record. The coding region runs from base 1 to 909 and encodes 302 amino acids. NCBI's taxonomy places the organism in Eukaryota, Fungi, Ascomycota, Saccharomycetes, Saccharomycetales, Saccharomycetaceae. The transcript has a single exon.
AUGGCAGAACCUGUUUCCCCUCAACGGGAAUUAUCAUAUGCAUUAUCUGUUCAUUCCAUAACUAGUAACCCUUCAGACAAUAUCUCAACUAAGGCAAUAUAUGAAAGUGAAAAUAUAGAAUUUCCCUUAUCUAGACCGAUAUCGAGAGGUUCCGUUACAUCCAAUUUUUCAAUGAAUGCAUCAAAGGAUGGUAUCGAAGGAAAUAACCCAAAACGGCUAGGGAUUCCUUCUUAUGCUACUUCUAUGUUAAGUGCAAUGACAUUGUCUCAUAAUACAAAGGUAAGAAAAUUUAAUAAUAGUAAUGGUAGUAGUGGCUCUACAGUAGCAGGAAAUGGUAUAUAUAAGAUGAAUAAUACUACGACAUCACCUGAUGAUAUAUUUAAUGACGUGACAUCUGUGACAUCUACACCUGGCUAUCCUGAUACGCCAAUGUCCCCACCAAUGACACUUCGUGAAAAGAUGAGAUUAUUAAAUAUAGAGAGAACUAUCCCCGUUUUAAUUGACGAAUCAUCAGAGUCAUUAGAAGCUGCACUUACGUUACAUUCAAGUGAUAUAAUGACAUCACAUUCGAUGGAUAAUGUCGUGAAAUAUUCUGGAAGGCAACAACAACAUAAUACUCAUUUGCUACAUCCACAUAGUCAUAAAUGGACUCCUUACAACAAUAAUUAUUAUAGCAGUACCAGCAAUUCUAAUACUCCCUCAGCAAACUUAGACACAGCAUUGAAUUCAAAUAUAAAUUUACAACCUUUUCAUUUACGCGAAAAUGAAUUACAUAUACCUUCACCUGUUAUUACUAGUGAACUAGAUAGUAUUGCAAGUACACUAGGUGAUGAUGUAUCAUAUAUGCGUGGAUUUAGCAAAAAUCCAUCACAUAUAAUAUCACCAACUGAAUCUUAUGAAGAAAUGUAA